Molecule: messenger RNA, 3572 nt
Organism: Amoebophrya sp. A25
Lineage: Eukaryota; Dinophyceae; Syndiniales; Amoebophryaceae
Source: the annotation of a GenBank genome assembly
GAGCGGCUUCUUGGUGGUGAGAGGCAGCCAUUUGUUCGAAGUGUUGCUGGCAACAUGUUGUUCGCGGCUGAUUUAACGAAAUCUAUCAACAGACGGGAGGCAUCUUUCGCAGGGGAGCACACCAUGCUGCGAACCCGAGCAAAGGCAACGCACUCUGCGAUCGUUGAGGUGAUCGAAGGGCAGCGUGCACUGGCAUCACUGCAGUCCAAAAACGAGAGAGCCCUGGACGAAUUUUUUGGACUUUUCGGAAAGGGAGGGGACGCCGUCGCGCCAUUAGAAACCUCGCUCACCUCGGACCCGCGUGAUUUCGUUCAUGUGCCUUCUGCGGAAUGUAUCCGCAACCACGUUGUCUAUGACUUCAGUCUGGUCGAGGAUUUCAUCAGUUUGACAUUCCUUCGCAGUCUCUCUGAGGCGGAGUCGCUGCGUGGCGACCACACUUUUAUGGAAGGGAGAUUAGUUAGUUAUAGGACAUAUCUCAACUUUCUUACUUUAAGCAGCCGCUUUAACUCCACAUCGAAACGAUGAUCCCCGAUGACGUAGGAGACUGGGCUAAUAUUUCAUACUCUUAAGAUAGGGCUGCCUCUAUCUCUAAUAAGUCCUAGGUAAGCGCCAUUAUUGGUAGUCAAGUAGCGCACGCUUCUGGCUGUGUGAGUCUUGGCCCCUUGCUGGUGUUGCUUGAUGGGUAAAAAGAGGCUUACAUACUUCUUUGAGGUGUUUAGUAAGUAUCUAUUGGCAUUGCCUUGGCGCACGCACAUUUUGCCGUAGCUCUAAUUUUCGGCCUACUGGGAACGCGUGCAUUCAUACGACAGCGUCGCAGACGGGUGAGGUUGUGGACGUGGCGAGCUGUGUAACCAAGUCUUUCGCUGAUUAUGGAGGAUGUAGGUGCAAUUUAGCCGAUGCUGCUCCUUGGUUAACUCUGAGUAAGGGAAUUAAGUAUGUAGAGCUCGUUCUCGGUGAGGGUCUAAUUACCUAUCCAAAAGGAGGAAUUCUGCGGCCUCUUCUCUGUGCCCCCCGAAAAACUUGGGAGGGGGGCCCCGUUCGCUGCCUCUCUAAUUUUAGCUGCGUGACCACUUCAAGAAAGUCGACGAAGCGCGUGAGGCGCAGAAGCUCCCAAAGCCGAAGAUCAGGCGCGUCUGGCUAGAUGGCACAGCGUGCUGCACGGGGAAACGACGAGCGCCAGGCGCACCAAGAAAGACAGUCGCUACGAGAGAAGCCGUUGCAGCUUAUGCAACAUUGUCAGAGGUGGAGCCCGAGAUCUUCGCAGAUGACUGGCAUAUUCUUCUCGCAGUGGCAGGCCUGCUGGCUUCGGCCGGCGGCGUCCGCGGGGCGGUUUUGCGAUUAUGGCCUAGUAAAUACUUACUUUUAGCUUUGGUCUUCCUAGGUCUACUUCGUCGCUCGUCAUAGUCACUCCAGUCCAGGGGGGUUGCCGGUUCGUUUGUGGUGCAGCCCCGUCUUUUUUUAAUCGCUACGCGUGUGCCAAAGAAUCCUAAAUCUUCUACGUAUAAUCUACGCUUCUCAUCUGUUCCCGAUUUCUAAUUUUGGAGCUAUCUGCAGCGAUACGGCCACUCGACAUGUCGUGGAUGAAGUUGCUGGUGCAUCAUCUGAUGGAAAAAUAUGGCACAGCUGCCGAAGCGAUGAAGCACCUGACGUCGCGACUAAUCUCCAGGCAUGUGCCAAGGUUGCCCAUCACAGUAGCAGAGCAAAUAUUAAACUACGAAAGCUGGCUCAGUCGAGCGCUUGGAGAAUUCUGGGAGAAGCGGGUCUGGAAGCUGGCAAAAAACGCAGCAGCGGAAGCUGAAGGAAAAGACGCGGCAGUGGCUGCCCAAAUAGAGCGCGACGCGAAGGAACAACUGAAGAAGGAGCUGGAGACAAAAAUUGGAGUUCAUGUCUACAAUGGGUGCCUGAAUUGCCCGGAGGAGCGAAUAUUUUUCGAGGCGGAGACCUUGGAAGAGUCUGGGCGCCAAGUAAACGAGCAGCAGCGCCGUUGCCCAGAUGUCGACGUUGUCUCAGCUGACCCAGGAGAGGUUGUCGACAUAGGACAGCACGCUUUCGGGGCCGCUGUGGUGCCAGCAGGAUCGAAAAAACUACCCGUCGUCUUGAAAGAGGGCCGCACUACGUACCUCGAGUCCAUUCACAACCGGUAUGACCAUCACAGCAGAUGGCACCAAGGACUGAACGAGGAGACCCGACAUGCUACGAUCAUGAGGGCCUGCUUCGAAAUAUCGGAGAGCCGCAGAGUACGCCUCAGCCGUGGAGCGCAUAAGAAGCGGGCCUUCGAGGAGUUGCCUCUUGGCUCACCUGGUACGCUACGACUUCACGGGAAAUAUGCCUUGCCGCAGCUAACGAGCUUCGCGAGACAACGGUGGAGAGAUUGGAACUUCGCCAUUCUUUUUAGCAUGCAAGUUCUAGCGCAAGGAGGAGCGUCACCUCGUGAAAUUGCAAACAUCAUGACGCUGAAUGAGCGCGAAGUCUUAAGGUGGGCCCGAGAGCGCCAGCGCAUGGAAGAAAUAGUGGAAGCCACUGGAUCGACCCACAGGGGGUGGCUCACGCUUCAGCAGGAACAGGAGGUGAUUGACCACCUCAAGAAGUCGACUUGGGUGCAGCUUAACUGGGACGCAUGCCGCGCGAGCACUCUCGACUACAAGCCACAUGCUAAUCCUGGCGCCGGUGCUGCAGUUGCAGGCGGCAAUAAAAGAGUCCCAGAGGCUCUCUCCCUCGACGCUGAUCAGGAGAACGCGAAGCGAAGACGAAUUGUCCAAGAGGUGCAAGAGCGGCGUGCUGAGACUGCACGGCAGAAGCAGGCGGAUGUGGAUGCGAAGCAGACCGCUGCCUAUGAGGCGUAUGUCAAGGAUUUCGUUGAACGCAACACAAAAAUCAAAGAAGAAGGCUAUGACUCUCGUGCCGCGAAAUACACGUGGAAAGCGCAGAACGAGGAGGAGUGCAAGAAGCUGGGGCUGAGCUUGUGCCCGGUCUGUUACGGUUUCCAGUCACGGACCGAAAAGACACUACACAAGAACGAUAGUGCUAAUUGUGUCGCCAAUAAGUUCGUCACGAUAAAAGACAAGGGCGGCGCGCGUCCCAUGAAGAAGAAGGUUUGAGGUUUUUCUGAAGGCCUUUCGCCUAUGUAUUGCUAGCUUGUAACUCAAUUGGCAUGGGCACACUUCUCAGGAACCAACUCGGACAAGACCCUUCCCCAACGACGUGAUGCAUAUGAUCUAUUUCUUAUCUUUAGAUGUGGCCCUCCCCCUCUCAAGCCGGACGAAAUAGCUUUCCAUCCCAGUGCGCUACCCUUGUGUCCCGAAUAGAGUCCCCUAAUUUUCAAGAAAUUGCGUCGAGUUGCUUACUUGUUUUGCCAGGCAUUCAAAGCGCAGGGUGCUGCUAUAAGAUAGAAGCAUGCUGUUGUUGACGAGAGAAGGAACGAGAAUUCUGGGUUGACGAGAGAAGCAAUGAGCACGUUGCCGAGAGAUGCGGCAUUCUGAAGAGAGAAGCAGACGCGUUGCCUCAGUAGUACAAUUUAUCAAUUUUCCAAACAGCAAGAGGCGACGUUCAAUUUUCCAGAAAAUAGACGGAAA